Rhagoletis zephyria (snowberry fruit fly) is the source of this 1221-nucleotide messenger RNA. RefSeq names its product CCR4-NOT transcription complex subunit 6-like twin. The record is from RefSeq and is a predicted model, not a curated record. Gene Ontology annotation, molecular function: 3'-5'-RNA exonuclease activity. NCBI's taxonomy places the organism in Eukaryota, Metazoa, Arthropoda, Insecta, Diptera, Tephritidae.
GCAUGCGCAUGUCGCCAACCUGUUCCUCAGUCAAACCGUUUCCAUAACACCUCCACCUCAACGCCCAUGGAUACCAUUAGCAAAACCGAACAAAUCAAGGCCAGCUUGCAUCUUUACAGUUAUGUGUUACAAUGUUUUGUGCGACAAGUACGCCACCCGACAAAUGUACGGUUACUGCCCGUCGUGGGCCUUGAGUUGGGAGUACCGAAAAAAGGCUAUACUUGACGAAAUCCGUCACUAUUCGGCGGAUAUAAUUAGUCUGCAAGAAAUCGAGACAGAUCAGUUUUAUGCUUUCUUUUUGCCUGAGCUUAAGGCCGACGGUUACGAAGGUAUUUUCUCGCCGAAAUCACGUGCCAAGACUAUGUCAGAGAUGGAACGUAAAUUUGUGGACGGUUGCGCUAUUUUCUUUCGUGCUGCUAAAUUCACAUUGAUUAAAGAACAUUUAAUCGAAUUCAAUCAAUUGGCCAUGGCCAAUGCUGAAGGUUCGGAUAACAUGUUGAAUCGUGUAAUGCCGAAGGACAAUAUCGGUUUGGCAGCGCUUCUGAAAGUGAAGGAGAAUGCCUGGGAUCCGAUGACCGAAGUGACACAAAUCUCCCAACCGCUACUCGUUUGCACAGCGCACAUUCACUGGGAUCCCGAAUUCUGCGAUGUGAAACUAAUCCAGACGAUGAUGUUGAGCAACGAGCUUAAGACAAUCAUCGACGAGGCAAGUCACAGCUUUAGACCCGGUCACAAAAAUGACGCGAAUAGCGUACAACUGCUGCUGUGCGGAGAUUUCAAUUCGUUGCCCGAUUCUGGUGUAAUCGAAUUCCUUGGCAAGGGACGUGUAGCAAUGGAUCACCAGGACUUCAAGGACAUGGGUUAUAAAUUAUGCCUGCAACGCCUACUAUCGAAUGACACCAGCGAGUUUACGCAUUCCUUUAAGUUGGCCUCCGCCUACAGCGAGGACAUAAUGCCACACACAAACUACACGUUCGACUUUAAAGGCAUCAUCGAUUAUAUAUUUUAUACGAAAACUGGCAUGGUGCCGCUCGGUUUGUUAGGUCCCAUCUCGAAUGAUUGGUUGCGCGAUAAUAAAGUCGUUGGCUGUCCGCAUCCGCAUAUACCAUCGGAUCAUUUCCCGCUGCUGGUCGAACUGGAACUGAUGCAUACGGCGGGACAACAAGCGCCGCCCAAUGGCCUGAUCAACCGACGGUAGCAAUAAAAAAGUAUGUAGCCAAA